UAGUUUUUGACAAUUGAAAAAACUUGAAAGGUUAUGUUACGAAGUGAUUGAUUGUUAUUAUUCAGAAUAAACAAUUUAUAACAAGUUAUGAGUAAUAUUUAUAGAAAAUAUAACAUAUUUAUGUACGAGUCGUCAAAACUAGAUUUGAAUUGCACCACGCCUUAUUUAAUUGCGAACAACUUAACUGUGAGUUCCUAAACAAAGUUCUGAACUGGAAGUCCGAAUAGUAUAAUUUUUAAAAAUGAGUUUAAAUCGUGCGGCAUACUAUUUAGCUCGUUCAAAGCCAACCCGUACUAAUUUAUAUCAAACUAAUUUUCUUAAUCAUAAUUAUUUAUGUAUCAGUCAGUCAUUCUCUCCCUUGGAGGAAUAUCAAUAUUCAAAUACCAAUUCAAUACCAACUGUACUUCUUGUGAGAAAUUUUAAUACAAAUACCAGAUUAUAUGAAAAAGAAGGAGUUUCAAAGCCUUCGUCGAAGGUUGAAGUCACAGUUCAGAAACUAAAAGAAGAACAGAAACUGAAGCAACAAGAAUGUGUUGUUUCCAAACCUUCUCCUGAUAAAGCUGCAGGUACAGUGGAAAAAGCACCAGUUAAGAAAACUUUGAAACAAAGGAUUGUUAAUGAACUCCUGCAUUAUUAUCAUGGUUUUCGACUUUUGUUUAUUGAUAUUAAUGUAUCAAGAAAAUUGAUAUGGCGAAUAUUAAAUGGAAAAUCCUUGACCAGAAGAGAGCACAGACUUUUGGUCAGAACUACUGCUGAUAUGUUCAGACUGUUGCCGUUUUCUGUGUUUAUAAUUGUACCUUUUAUGGAGCUUUUACUGCCAGUAGCAAUUAAACUUUUUCCUGGAAUGUUACCAUCAACUUUUCAAACAGCGACAGAGAAGGAAGAUAAACUUAAACAAAGCCUAAAGGUAAAACUGGAAAUGGCUAAGUUCUUGACACAAACUUUAGAUGACAUGACUCUCCAACAUAAAGAUCAUAAAUCAGAAUUAGCUAAAGAGUUUUCAGAAUGGUUCACAAAAAUGAGACAGUCGGGUGCGCAAGCCAGUAAUGAAGAGAUAAUGAAAUUUUCAAAACUUUUUGAGGAUGAGAUAACAUUGGACUCACUUUCUAGACCCCAGUUGACUGCACUGUGUCGAGUUCUUGAAAUAAAUACUUUAGGCACAACGAAUUUCUUACGAUUUCAGUUGCGAAUGAAAUUGCGGUCUUUAGCAGCUGAUGACAAAUUAAUUCAAAGGGAGGGAAUUGAUACCAUGACACUUUCUGAGGUCCAGCAAGCUUGCAGAGCACGCGGUAUGAGAGCUUAUGGAAUGCCAGAACAUAGACUUCGAAGACAAUUAACUGAUUGGAUAAACCUUAGCCUCAAUGAAAAGGUACCACCGUCCUUACUGCUACUUUCUAGAGCUCUUAUGCUGCCUGAAAACGUUCCUGUUUCUGAUAAACUGAAAGCAACAAUUAGUGUUUUGCCUGAAACUAUUGUCACUCAAACGAAAGCUGCCAUUGGUGAAAGAGAGGGCAAAAUUGAUAACAAGACUAAGAUUGAGGUGAUCAAAGAAGAAGAGCGAAAGAUUCAUGAAGAAAGGCAGGAGGCGAAAGAAGAAGAAAGACGAAAACUGGCAGAAACAUCAGAACUGCUGGUAGACCCAGCUAAAACAAUAAGUACUAAAGACACUGCGGCAGUAGUGGACUCAAGGAUUCCAACAUCAGGCGCUCCAUCAAUAGCUGCAGUGCCGCCGAAAGUAUCUCCUAUCCCUAGUGCGACGGUCAGUACUAAGAAGCCAAUUAUGGAAGUAAAGAAAGAUGCUACAGAGUUUACUAAAAAGGAUUUGGCGGUUGUCGAAGAUGCGCUUGAUACUUUGUCCAAAGAUAAAAAUUCUUUAGUUAUUGAGAAGGAGGUUAUCAAAGACAUCAAGGAAGAAAUUGCUGACUAUCAAGAAGAUGUGCAAGAGCUGCAACAAGCUAUUGUUGCUGCAGAAAAACCUAAGGAUGAAAUACAAGAAACAAAGGGCGCUAAACGUUUGCUGAAGAAGGUGAACAAAAUGAUAACUAAAAUGGACACGGUUGUUCAAGAACUUGAAAACAAGGAGUCAGAAAAGAAAGCCAAAUCUCUCCAACAAGCACAAACUUGCGCUACUGAAACACAAAGCGAACAAGAACAGCGGAAAGCUAAAGGCGAGAUUCUUAUUGAGGAACUUAUGGAAGCCAUAAAGAAAGUCAAGAAUGUACCUGAUGAAAAUCGUUUGAAAUUGAUUGAGAAUAUAUUAAGCAAGAUUGAUACAGAUAAAGAUGGACACAUCAAAGUUGAAGAUGUACUAAAGGUUAUUGACAUUGUUGAGAAAGAAGAUGGGCACAUGAGUACUAAACAACUUGACGAACUAGUGCAAUUGCUCAAAAAGGAAGAAGUUAUUGAAAAAGAAGAAAAGAAAGAAAAAGAAGCUAAGCAGAGUUCCGAAUCUACACAAAGUAAAAUCAACAAUGCGCCAAUCUCACCUGUACCAGGUACCAAAGUGACUUCUAAAGAAACCUCUCAACAAAAAAGCACCGUCCCACCGUCAUCCGGUGCUACAAAGAUGUAAAUUCUCUCAUGGAAAUAUCAGCUAAUGUCUGGCCAGUCAUCCUAUGACAAAAAUGAUGUGAAGAAAUUGGAUUACACUAAUAAUAUUAAAAUGAAACAAACAGCCGAAUUAAAUAACUUAAAAGAGAAAAAAGUUUCAACAAACGAUACCAAAAACAUCUUGGAGGAGUCAACUAAACAAAGUGUUGCUAAAAUUACUAAAACAACACAUCAAAGUAUUCCAAGCACAAGUGGCAAACAUUUGCAAAGUAAGUGUAAUGAAAAUAGUAAAAAUCUGUGAAUUAAUAGUAUUAAAAUUGUUAAC
This is a messenger RNA of Ctenocephalides felis (cat flea), 2875 nucleotides long. RefSeq names its product mitochondrial proton/calcium exchanger protein-like. NCBI's taxonomy places the organism in Eukaryota, Metazoa, Arthropoda, Insecta, Siphonaptera, Pulicidae. Gene Ontology annotation, biological process: intracellular monoatomic cation homeostasis. The coding region runs from base 242 to 2572 and encodes 776 amino acids. The record is from RefSeq and is a predicted model, not a curated record. Gene Ontology annotation, molecular function: ribosome binding; calcium ion binding. Gene Ontology annotation, cellular component: mitochondrial inner membrane. The transcript has 13 exons.